UAAUGGGGAGCAUCGACGCCAACCUCGCCACGUCCUUCCUCGGCGGCUUUAAGCCGUUGGAUCUGGACGACCUCAGGACCCAGCUCCACCAGGCCGUGGACUUCAUCACGGACUACUACAAGCACGUCGACUCCCACCCGGUGCUCGCCCAGGUGGAGCCCGGCUACCUCCGCCGCAUCCUCCCUCCGACGCCGCCCGGCCCAGCCGCCGCCUUCGACUCCGUCCUCCACGAGCUCCGCCGCGGCGUGCUGCCCGGGAUGACCCACUGGGCCAGCCCCAGCUUCUUCGCCUACUUCCCCGCCACCAACAGCGCCGCCUCCCUCGCCGGCGACCUCGUCGCCUCCGCCCUCAACCCCGUCGCCUUCACGUGGCUCGCCUCCCCGGCCGCCACCGAGCUCGAGGCCCUCGUCCUCGACUGGCUCGCCCAUCUCCUGCGGCUCCCGCAGCGCUUCCACCACGGCGGCGCCGGCCGCGGCGGAGGCGUCCUCCUCGCCACCACCAGCGAGGCCAUGCUCUGCACCCUCGUCGCCGCGCGCGACGCGGCCCUGCGCCGCGCCGGGGGCGGUGCCGGUGUGGCCGCGCUCCCCCGCCUCGUGGCCUACGGCUCGGACCAGACCCACUCCACGUUCGUCAAGGCGUGCAGGAUAGCCGGGUUCGACCCGGCCCUCGUCCGCUGCGUGGCCACCCGGCCCGAGUCCGAGUUCGCGCUCGAGCCCGCGCGGCUGCGCGAGGCCAUGGAGGCGGACGCGGCAGCCGGGCUGGUGCCCGCGUACGUGUGCGUCACGGUGGGGACCACCUCGUCCACGGCCGUCGACCCCGUGGGGCCGAUCGCGGAGGUGGCGUCCCUCUUCGGCGCGUGGGUGCACGUGGACGCGGCGUACGCGGGCAGCGCGUGCAUCUGCCCGGAGUUCCGGGGCUACCUGGACGGCGUGGAGCGGGCGGACUCGGUGAGCCUGAGCCCGCACAAGUGGCUGCUCACGUGCCUCGACUGCACGUGCCUGUGGGUGCGGGACACGCGCCCGCUGACCGAGGCGCUGGAGACGGACCCGGAGUACCUGCGGAACGGGCCCAGCGAGUCCGGGCGCGUGACGGACCUCAAGGACCUGCAGGUGGGCGUGGGGCGGCGCUUCCGCGGGCUGAAGCUGUGGAUGGUGCUCCGGGCCUACGGGGCCGACAACCUGCAGGCCCACAUACGCGGCGACGUGGACAUGGCCCGGGCGUUCGAGGGGAUGUGCUUCCGGCUGAGGCCGCGGGGGGGGAUGGGGGAGGAGCAGGCGGCGGCGGAGAACCGCAAGCUGCUGGAGCUGAUCAACGCGAGCGGGAGGGCGUACAUGACGCACACGGUGCUCGGGCCCAAGUACGUGCUCCGCUUCGCCGUCGGAUCCACCCUCACGGAGCACCGACACGUGGCGCAGGCCUGGGAGCUCAUCAAGGAGAUGGCUCAUGCUGUCAUCAUGAGUACUACCGUUACCACUACCACUACCGCCGCCGCCGCUUUGCCGCCACCACCACCAAUGCUGCUGCUCCUGCUGCUGCUGCAGCAGCGCGGUCGGAGCCUCACGAUCCGCCGCAUGAAACCAUAUUGUUAUUCACGAUUAAUUAGCCAGCUCGGUGACUAUUGAUUAAUAACUGUCAUAAUAAUAAUAAUAAAGAAUUAUGAAGGUUUUAAUACA
Molecule: messenger RNA, 1673 nt
Organism: Ananas comosus (pineapple)
Lineage: Eukaryota; Viridiplantae; Streptophyta; Magnoliopsida; Poales; Bromeliaceae
Product: aromatic-L-amino-acid decarboxylase-like
Exons: 1
Coding region: 3-1622 (539 amino acids)
Biological process (GO): amino acid metabolic process
Molecular function (GO): pyridoxal phosphate binding; carboxy-lyase activity
Source: RefSeq, a predicted model, not a curated record